Molecule: messenger RNA, 360 nt
Organism: Phytophthora sojae
Lineage: Eukaryota; Oomycota; Peronosporomycetes; Peronosporales; Peronosporaceae
Exons: 1
Coding region: 1-360 (119 amino acids)
Source: RefSeq, a predicted model, not a curated record
AUGUUCAGUGAAGACGAUGCCGAAUACGGGGGUGAGCCUUGCGGCAUCGCUAUAAUCGACUGCGUCGAUGAGGACGAACUGUAUCCCUAUCGCUCAAGUGAGCGCGUUCGAAGGGAUUCAUCAGGUGCAAUUAUACUGACGGCUAGCAAAAGGCAAACGAGCGACGCACGCAAAGGCAUGGAAGCAAGUGGAUUUCAGGAGAAACUGGUUGUCACGAUGCGGCGCGCUACCUUUUUGAAAAUACGCCGGCCCGAGUUCUCGCUUUCUCAACUCGCGCUGGAAGAGCUGCACGAUGACAUGAUGCAGUGGACUGACGUAAUGGUCAAGAGCAUUCGAAACAUCGUGUACGCAACGCCUUAA